This is a messenger RNA of Diversispora eburnea, 1734 nucleotides long. The record is from the annotation of a GenBank genome assembly. NCBI's taxonomy places the organism in Eukaryota, Fungi, Glomeromycota, Glomeromycetes, Diversisporales, Diversisporaceae.
AUGGAAAGAGAUCAAGCAUUUGAGAUUGAACAACUUAACGAAGAGAAGGAACGUAAUAAUGAAUCAGAAGAGAUUUUACAAGAGGAUAACUCAAAAAUUGAGUUUAAAGUUCCUGCACCCAUAAAUCCUCAAACACGACCACAUUCACAACAGUCAAUAUCAACCUCUUCUAUUCCAUAUAAACAACCGGAAUGGAGUAGUAAACCUAAAGAUGAUUUUGCAUUAGAAGUUAUCAAGAGUGGAAUUAGUAUAGAGAUCGUAAAUAUUUCAUCCAAAGAAUUUUUAUUGCUUGGACGAUUGCCGGUGUGUGAUAUUCCUAUGGAACAUCCUUCCAUUUCUAGAUAUCACGCAGUGAUUCAGUUUAAUGAUAAAGGACAAGUUUUCAUAUAUGAUUUGGAAAGUGCACAUGGAACUAAAUUAAAUAAACAACGGAUAUUACCUUUAAAAUAUAAUAGACUUCGUGUAGGAGAUCAAAUAAAGUUUGGCGAAAGUACCCGAACAUAUGUUUUGUUGGGACCGGAAGAAGAAGAGGAAUCAUCAUCACGACAACGACAACGACAAGAAGUACUUAAAUCUGUUCCUCUAGAAAAACAACCAAACAUCGCGGAAGUUACUUGGGGUAUGGUAGAAGAUGCGGAAGAAGAAGGUGAAUUUGGUGAUCUUACAGUCUCUGCAGCAAAAGAAUCAUGGAAGCGAGAUGAAAAUGCUUAUUAUUAUAAAGAUUCUAAAAAGGCUUUAAGAAAUUGGUUUGAAAAUCGUGGUUAUGAUAUGGAAUUUGAAAAUGAACAAGAAGAUGUUGAAGAUGCAUACGGUCCAGUUUACGGAAUAGGAAGUGGACCAAAGAAGAGAGAUGCCGAGAGACAAGCUGCUAUUGAUGCUUGUGAGAAAUUAGACAUGUUGGGUAUUUUACGUGGAGCUCAAGAUGAAAUUUUGGCAAGGAAAAAAAGACUUAAACAUUUAUUAGGAAAUAACGAGGAUGAAGAUAAUGAUAGUUUCUAUGAUCGAACAGGACAAGCCGAUCGAGUGAAAUUAAAAAAGUCACAACAAACACCACAAAAGGUUGAAACAUAUGAAUCAUUGACAAAACAAUAUGACGAAAAUGUAUCCCAAAUUGAUGAAUUACAAAUUAAAUUAUCAAAAUUUAAAAAAUCAGAGAAAUCAUCCGAUUUACAAGACGAAAUACAAGAUGAAGAUGCUUUAGAAAGUUAUAUGAAAUCAUUAAAUAAUGAAAUAAAAGAUGAAUCAGAAGCGGAUUUGCUAGCCAAAUUGAAAGAAUUAUUAAAUCAAAAAGAACGUCUUUCUCGACUAAUUAAAAUUACAAAACCUCCCGAAUUUAUGAAAAAUAAUAAUUCUCUUUCAAUGAAUCAAGAAGAAUUAUCCCAAAUUAAAGAUUAUAAAAAUUCAACAAAAAUUGAGGAAAUAGAAAUAUCAAAGUCACUGGAUCAUAAAGUUUUGGAUAAAGAAACUACAAUAUUAGAGUCAUCACCUGAACAUAUUCCAAGUAAAAGAAUUAAUAAUGUAGAUAAUAUGGAUGAUAAUAAAUCUGAAAACAUUGACACGAAAAAGAAGAAAAUAAAAUCAAUGAUACCAAUGACACCAAAAGAAUAUGAAGAAAAACAAAGAAAAGCAAUAGAAUCAAAUGAAUUUGAAGUAGAGGAUGCCACAACUUGGGAACCACCUCAAGGUCAAACAGGGGAUGGGAGAACAAUAUUGAAUGAAAAAUUUGGAUAUUAA